AUGUCUCUCGAGCCUGUUCACUGGAUACCGGUACCCCAAGUCAUCCAUUACCAACAGCUGUUACUGCAACUUUCUGUUCGACUCGUGUCUACCACCCAUCCCGACACUUGGUGGCAUCACGACACCUACCUGCCCCUCAAUCCCGUCUUUGGCCCCUCGCCGGACGCUCCUCAGGAUCCGCAAGUGUCAACAUGCGGUCCGAUUGCGAUCGACAUUGGGGAUUCCAGAGUGACCCACGUGGAGGUGGAGUUCACUGUGCCUGGUAAUGGGAAGUAUCCAACUUUCAAGGUUGGACCUGGCCUGAACAGCACAACAGCACUCUUAUUCCCCAAGCAGCGGCUGCUAUAUCCCAAAUCGACAACUACUGUGCAUAGUUCCUUUCUGCUCUGGCGUCAUCGCGCAAAACCGCAGAUGUCGGUUCUACAACCAGAGACGGGCAUCUUCUACGGCCUCUGCUGGGUCGUCAUCGUCGUCCGAUUGAUCUCACGAAGAUUACAUAGAGGCAGUUGGAAACUCCUCCAAUGGGACGACUAUCUGACAUUAGCUACGGAUUCGGUGCUUAUUGCAGUCAUGCACGAAAUCACCAAGACCAGCAGCAACCUCAUUCCGCCCGGCGAUGAUGUAUCUCAGUACUCAGCUCUGGAAAUUCAGAACCGCAUCUACGGGUCAAAACUAGUCUUGGUGGUGGAACAGAUGCAGAUUCUUACCAUUUGGCUCAUCAAGACUUGCCUAUUGCUCAUGUACAAUCGUAUGACAAUGGUAUUGCCUCAACACAAGGUGGUCAUAGCUACGUCAGUCUACGUUGGUUUAACAUUUGUCGCCAUGGAAGUACUGUACUUCGGCGUAUGGUGUCGCCCUUUCAAUCAAUACUGGGCCGUUCCUACAUACUCCAGCCAAUGUUCUGCUGCGACGAAUCACCUCAUCACGAAUGCUGUUUUCAACAUCUCGAGCGAUCUCAUCAUCAUAAGCAUACCUAUGCCAUUACUGUUCAAAGUUCGUCUGCCGAAGAAGAACAAGGCAAUUCUUUUCAUGAUCUUCCUCAUUGGCGCAUUCACGAUCGUUGCCGCUGUUUUGAACAAAUACUACUCUUUUACGCAUCCAUUCGGAACGCAAUGGACCAUAUGGUAUAUCAGGGAAUCAUACACCGCAAUCCUCUGCGCCAACCUGCCGUUGACAUAUCCACUCGUUCAACGCAUUUUCAAGCUCCGUAACUGGAGCGAUCCGACCAAUGGGGGUAACACAUACUCUUCGAGGAUGCAAGCCUCUCGUAACAUCAACGCAUCGUCGAGCGGAGUUCAAAGAGCCUGUCAGUUACCAAAAGGCUUUCGAGAUGUUUUCAAACGCAUGGAAAGCCAGGAGGAUAUCAAUGGGGUACUGGGGAAGCAGCAUGGGGACAGCAGGGAACCCCAAUUCAUUACUAGCGUCAUUGAAAUGGAAGAGAGGAGGUCACUUCCAGUUCCAAACCCGGCCCCUCAUUUGAGUUGGCGAAGUACUGACGAAGGCAUAAGGCAACAAGAUCCUUAUCAUGCCGUUUGA
Molecule: messenger RNA, 1536 nt
Organism: Plenodomus lingam JN3
Lineage: Eukaryota; Fungi; Ascomycota; Dothideomycetes; Pleosporales; Leptosphaeriaceae
Source: RefSeq, a predicted model, not a curated record